UUUGUCUGUUUUCUCGUAACUUUUGAAAGAUAAAUUAAAGCAACAGUUAGGUGGAGCUAUUGAGGUUUUCUAAAGAAUUGAAUAACGAAGCAGAAGAAAUAAAACCAAUAGGCCUACUGGAAUUUAGUAAUAAUAUGGACUCUUGGUAAGCGUAAAAAGGCUUGUGGGUUGAAAGUUUUUGUACAUCAUUUGUUCUGGAAGUUUUAAAUUUAAUCACCUCGUGUCAGCAGAAAAAAACAACAAAUGUUUUACCAUAUUUCCCUCGAGCAUGAGAUUCUUCUUCAUCCUCGAUAUUUUGGCCCACAGCUUCUGGAAACUGUGAAGCAAAAAUUGUUUACUGAAGUAGAAGGCACAUGCAGUGGAAAGUAUGGUUUUGUAAUAGCAGUGACGACAAUUGAUAACAUUGGUGCAGGAUUGAUUCAACCAGCACGUGGUUUUGUUGUCUACCCAGUGAAAUACAAAGCCAUUGUAUUUAGGCCCUUUAAGGGUGAAGUGUUAGAUGCUGUUGUUACACAGGUAAACAAG
Messenger RNA from Limulus polyphemus (Atlantic horseshoe crab), 525 nucleotides. It is a transcript of the gene Rpb7, whose product is annotated as DNA-directed RNA polymerase II subunit RPB7. Gene Ontology annotation, molecular function: single-stranded DNA binding; translation initiation factor binding; single-stranded RNA binding. NCBI's taxonomy places the organism in Eukaryota, Metazoa, Arthropoda, Merostomata, Xiphosura, Limulidae. Gene Ontology annotation, biological process: positive regulation of translational initiation; positive regulation of nuclear-transcribed mRNA poly(A) tail shortening; DNA-templated transcription. The record is from RefSeq and is a predicted model, not a curated record. Gene Ontology annotation, cellular component: P-body; RNA polymerase II, core complex. The transcript is spliced from 3 exons. The annotation marks the transcript as partial.